Messenger RNA from Ostrinia nubilalis (European corn borer), 2180 nucleotides. Its product is annotated as peroxidase-like. Gene Ontology annotation, molecular function: heme binding; peroxidase activity. Gene Ontology annotation, biological process: response to oxidative stress. The transcript is spliced from 12 exons. NCBI's taxonomy places the organism in Eukaryota, Metazoa, Arthropoda, Insecta, Lepidoptera, Crambidae. The record is from RefSeq and is a predicted model, not a curated record. The coding region runs from base 24 to 1994 and encodes 656 amino acids.
UAAAAUUAAAAUGCGACGUAACCAUGUUCCCUAAAUUAUUUUUGUUUUGUGCAGUGCUUGCUUACGUUUUUGGCGGGGAAAUACCAAUUUAUUACGAUUCGUUUGAUGGAGAACCUAUAAGUGCGGAAGAAUAUCGACAGCGAGUUGCGAAGAAUACUACUUUUUGGUGCACCAACGUGGUGGAGCCAUGCGACCCGAACGAGUGGCGACGGAUCGACGGGUCAUGCAACAACCUCAAGAACCCCAACAGGGGGAUGCCACAUACCCCCAACUUGAGACUGCUGCCACAUACGUUUGAUGGGAAUGGCGAAAAAGGUUUUGAGCCCAGAAAAGCCCAGUCUGGAGACCCCCUGCCCUCCGAGCGCCCCCUGCGAACCAGUCUCCUCCCAGAGGGCCGGGUCCCCGACCGAGUCUUUACGCAAUUGGUCUCCCACUUCUUGGUCUUCCUGGUCUCUGAUGUACUGUCUAUACACGACACAAUAAACUACGUGCUAUGGAAGCCAUACUGCUGCACACCCAAAGGCAAGGAAGACAAGGACUGCAUCCAGGUCAAGAUCCCAGACGACGACCCAGUGCAUCGGUUCGGCCAUCUUCGCUGCAUGAAGCUGACCAGGCCUUUGACUUACCAAUCUGAAGGCUGUUUGAAGAACGACACAGUACCAGACAGAAUAGUAACCCCAACACCUACAAUCGAUUUAUCAAAACUAUACGGGCAGAACCUUGAGACCCUAUACUCCAAGGGCAGGCUGUUCAAGCAUGGUCUUCUGAAAUACGAGCUGGAAGAAGGAAGAAUGUGGCCACCCAGCACUAAGACAAAAGAUAAUCUUUGUAUUUUGAACCAGAAACCGGUGGAAAGUAGAUGCCAUGACACACCUGAACCAAUAUCUAACAGUUUGCCUGGAAUCAAUUUAUUCUCAAUAUGGUUUUGGCGACUUCACAACUAUAUCGCCACGGCAUUGUCAAAGGUCAACCCUUGCUGGGACGAUGACAAAUUGUUUUAUACGGCAAGGGAAAUCAAUAUAGCUUUUAUGGUGCAGACCAUUUAUUACGAAUUGUUGCCGGCACUUAUGGGUCGAAAUAAUUUAAUAGCAGAAAGCGUGAUAUCCAACAACCCAGGCUUCAGGAAUUUGUACAAUGAACAAGUUCUUCCUCAAAUAACGGCAGAAUACGCAUUCGUUCUCCGAUGGUUCCACAUUAUUCAGGAAAAUGAACAAAAGAUGUACGACGCCGAAGGAAACUACCUAAGAUCAGUGCCGCUCACGAACAUCACGCUGCGAACAGGGUACCUGGCCAUCGAUAACAAUAUAGACUACAUCACGCAAGGUGUCUUCCGCCAAGCUGGGGGGAGAUUCGACAAUCUGGUGGACCCUGAUAUAGCUGAAAUUGGCCUAGGGCCUAUGACAGAAGGCACCGACAUAACGACCUUCGACCUGGUGAAGAACCGCCACUUCGGCUUGGCGCCGUAUGUCAAGUACUUGGAAUUCUGCAAUGGAAGGCAUUUUGAUACAUUUGAUGACCUUGCUGGCUAUAUUAAACCUGAGAUGUUAGACGUCAUCAAAGACAAGUACAAGCACAUCGAGGACAUCGACCUCAUGGCUGGUCUGUGGACGGAGUUACCAGCUGAAGGCAGCUUCCUCCCGAAGACCUUGCAGUGUCUGAUGAUGGACCAGCACGUACGGUUCGUGGUGUCCGACCGGCAUUGGUACGAGAGGAAUAAUAGGCCUCACGCUUUCAAUCUAGAGCAAUUACUUGAAAUAAGGAAAUCAACUGUUUCCCGCUUGCUGUGCAACGUUGGUGAUACUGUAACUGAGAUCCAACCGAACAGCUUCUUGAGACCUGGGCCUGGAAACGAAAUAACCAGCUGUGAGAACCUCCCCACCAUCAACUUCUGGGCCUGGAAGGAUCCUGCUUGUGGUGGGGGAGGCUCAACCUACUGGUACAGCAGCGGCGAUAACGAAGGGAACCCCCAUUUUUGGGCUGAAGCUACAGAUUGAUUAAAUUAUUACAUAGGUAGUUGCAAGCAAGAAGAAUGUAACGUAAAAUUAUGUGUAAUGUAUUUGGAAUAAAUAUUAUUAAGGUCAUCUAUUCUAGAAUUAGGUGACCGUACGUCUACUUUAUUAUAUGAAGCAAUAUUUUACAAAAUGAGCAAUGUUGAUAAGUAUUAAAUUAUUGCUAGUUAA